AUGAAGAGAAGAGCGGCCUCCCCGGCCAUGUCCGAGAACGAAGUCGACAUCGCCGGCUCCUUGUUCGCCAAUCACGCCGACAGCGACGAUGAGGUCCAAGUUCAUAAACAGCAGCCUGCCGACCUCGAUUUCGGCGAUCUUCUAGACAAUGGCGACGGCUCCGACGAUGGCGGUGAUGCGGCCUUUAUCGCGAAACAACAGCGAAGCUCCAACAGGAAAACUGGCAGCCUACAAAGCAAGAGCGCAAAGAAGAGCGGCGGUUUCCAGGCCAUGGGUCUCAACUCGAACCUCUUGAGAGCCAUCAGUCGUAAAGGCUUCUCCGUCCCCACCCCCAUCCAGCGCAAGACGAUCCCCCUGGUCCUCGAACGGCGCGACGUGGUGGGCAUGGCCCGAACCGGUUCAGGAAAAACCGCCGCUUUCGUCAUCCCCAUGAUUGAGCGACUGAAGGCCCAUAGCGCUAGAGUUGGCGCCAGGGCUAUCAUCAUGUCGCCCUCUCGCGAAUUGGCCCUCCAAACGCUAAAGGUCGUGAAGGAACUAGGGAAGGGAACUGACCUCAAGACGGUCUUGCUGGUUGGUGGCGAUAGCCUGGAGGAACAGUUCGGUCUGAUGGCCGCCAACCCGGAUAUCAUCAUUGCCACACCGGGCCGAUUUCUGCACUUGAAGGUCGAGAUGUCUCUGAAUCUCUCGUCCGUUCGAUACGUCGUCUUUGACGAGGCUGAUCGUCUGUUCGAAAUGGGUUUUGCCGCCCAGCUUACCGAGAUUCUGCACGCGCUGCCGCCAUCGAGGCAGACUCUUCUUUUCUCUGCUACCCUCCCAUCAUCGUUGGUCGAGUUCGCCAGAGCCGGUCUGCAGGAGCCAAGCCUCAUCAGGUUGGACGCCGAGACCAAAGUGUCACCCGAUCUUGAAAGCGCGUUUUUCUCAGUGAAAGGCGGCGAAAAGGAGGGGGCCCUUCUUCACAUUCUGCACGAUGUUAUCAAAAUGCCGCUGGGGGUCCCAGAAGGCAUCGAGGAAGAGACCGAUGAACAACAGGCGAGGAAACGAAAGCGCGACUCGGAGAGGCGAAAUAGGAAAGAAAAGCCGACCGAGCAUUCGACCAUUAUCUUUACGGCCACCAAGCACCACGUUGAGUACAUCGCCCACUUACUUCGCCAUGCAGGGUUUUCUGUGUCAUACAUCUACGGUUCGCUCGACCAAACCGCCCGAAAGAUCCAAGUCGACAACUUCAGGAGGGGAAGGACGAACAUCUUGGUCGUCACGGAUGUUGCAGCCCGUGGUAUCGAUAUUCCAGUGCUCGCGAAUGUGAUCAAUUACGAUUUCCCUCCUCAACCCAAGAUCUUCGUGCAUCGUGUCGGCAGAACAGCCCGUGCUGGCCAGCGCGGUUGGGCCUAUGCUCUCCUUCAGGGCACGAGUCGGCCCUGCGGAGGUCGGGUAAGAAGGAUGAGGACACAGAGAUGGCGGAUGCAGACGAGGAUGAAUCAACCCCUCCGGAAAACGAAAUGGACCUCGAGUCCGGAGAAGACCAACCCGCCUGGGGACGACGAAGAGGCCUGGGAGGACGAGGAAUCCGAAUCCGAACUCGAAGUGACGGUAACAAGCAGCGGCAAAUCCUACCAAGGGGCAAACAUCCUUCCAAGACCCCGAAAUCUUCAUGUCCUACACACCAUCGCACCACCAGCGCCUGCCGAAGAGCGCGGCGUACGGGCGUUCAACUCGGGCGGCACCACGCAGUUCGUCGAGGCGGCGCGCGACGCGGCCAUGGACCUGGCCAACGACGACGGCGCCAAGGCAUUCGGCCUCCCAACGCGCUCCAAGCUGCGCUGGGACAAGCGCCACAGCAAGUACGUGGCGCGCGCCAACGACGACGACGGUUCGCGCGGCGCCAAGAUGAUCCGCGGCGAGUCCGGCGUCAAGAUCGCCGCCUCAUUCCAGAGCGGCCGCUUCGACAAGUGGCGCCGCGCCAACCGCCUGGGCCGGCUUCCCGGCGUGGGCGAGGCCGAGAAGGCCAACCUCGUGCGCAACUUCAGCGGCGGCGGCCCUGGUGGGGCGGGUGCGGGUCACUACAAGCACCGGCAGGAGAAGGCACCCAAGGACGCCGACAAGUUCCGCGACGACUACCACGUGCGCAAGAAGCGGGUAGCCGAGGCGCGCGAGAAACGCAUCGGCAAGUACAAGGACGGUGAGGGCAGCCGGCGUGAGCUCAAGAGCGCGACGGAUAUCCGCAAGGCGAGGCAGGUGCAAGAGCAGAAGAGGGAGAAGAACGCGCGGCCGGCGAAGAGGGCGAAGAGGUGA
This is a messenger RNA of Chaetomium globosum CBS 148.51, 2289 nucleotides long. RefSeq lists its product as uncharacterized. NCBI's taxonomy places the organism in Eukaryota, Fungi, Ascomycota, Sordariomycetes, Sordariales, Chaetomiaceae. The coding region runs from base 1 to 2289 and encodes 762 amino acids. The transcript is spliced from 3 exons. Gene Ontology annotation, cellular component: nucleus. Gene Ontology annotation, molecular function: RNA binding; ATP binding; RNA helicase activity. The record is from RefSeq and is a predicted model, not a curated record.